AUAAAAUUAUUCGCUUUUAGUUCGUUGUAAAACUGCUUCAAAUAAAUUACAAAAUUUAUUUGAAUUUAGACCAUAAUAAAACAAAACUUAAAGCCUCUGUUUCAGUAUAGCAGUACAAGAAAGAACUCGUGAAACUUCGCUUCGUCACGAAAUCUACCUAGUUAAUAAAAAAUACACCUGUUCGUAUCUUCCGAGCUAUCGUGCUACGAAAAAUUUUAAACGGAAAGUUUAACUAACUAGAAGUGAGCAUAAUGACCGCCACCGUGGAUCCGCGUCGACCAGAAAAGGUUAAUCGCUACAAACCGGUUGAUUCGGGAAACCAAGGAGCUGGCGUUGGAGAUGACCUGAUGCCAGAUUACAUGAAUAUCCUAGGGAUGAUAUUUUCCAUGUGUGGUUUGAUGAUGAAACUGAAGUGGUGCGCGUGGCUGGCUCUGUACUGUUCUUGCAUCAGUUUUGCCAAUUCACGAGUCAGCGACGAUGCCAAACAGGUGCUGUCGUCGUUCAUGCUUAGCGUUAGUGCGGUUGUUAUGUCGUAUCUGCAAAAUCCGACUCCAAUGACUCCACCUUGGCAGUCAGUUUGAAUUUGUUAUUAUUACAGUUUGUCCACCUGGUUUUAGUUUCCGUCAGUAAUAAAAAUUUUGACCAUACUAUAAAGAUGAUUUUUAUGCAAUCAAAAUUAGUUCAGUUGUUCAAUACACCGUACAUCUGCUGCACCGUCAACUUUUAAACUACAAAGUGCUUGAACGAAUAACAUCUGGACAACUGGAUGUUUUGGAUAUACAUAAAGAAUGAAAUAAAUU
Sabethes cyaneus is the source of this 800-nucleotide messenger RNA. RefSeq names its product protein Asterix. Gene Ontology annotation, cellular component: endoplasmic reticulum membrane. The record is from RefSeq and is a predicted model, not a curated record. NCBI's taxonomy places the organism in Eukaryota, Metazoa, Arthropoda, Insecta, Diptera, Culicidae. The transcript is spliced from 3 exons. Gene Ontology annotation, biological process: protein insertion into ER membrane. The coding region runs from base 252 to 581 and encodes 109 amino acids. Gene Ontology annotation, molecular function: protein folding chaperone.